AUGCCCCAGAGGUUGCGUCGGCCCCGCCCCCGGGCACGAAUCAAUGGCUGGACACUGCCUCCACACCCAUUACAGUGUGUUGCUUGGUUUGCAGUUAUAUACUUUGCCUUCUUCUAUUUCACAACCUUCGUGCCGGCCCUUCCUGAUGACUGGCAGAUUGCAGCCUAUGUUUUAACAGGGUUAGCUUUCCUGUGUCACAUUCUCACCCAUGUGGUGGCAAGCAGUAUCAACCCUGCUGACCCCGCUGUGUUGAGGAUACAGAAUGGCAGGGAGGAAUUUGACCGUACCAAACACCGCCAUGUCAUUGAGAAUAUGCACUGCUACAUCUGUGAUGCUGAUGUGGGAUCCCGGUCAAAACAUUGCAGUGCCUGUAAUAAGUGUGUGAAUGAUUUUGACCACCACUGUAAAUGGCUCAACAACUGUGUGGGAGGCAGAAACUACAGGUGGUUUUUACAGGUACUCCUCACUGGUAUCAUUGGUAUUUUCUUUAUACUGGUGGUCACACUGGUAGAAAUCAUUGCCUACAGCACAGAUGCUGAGACUGGAAACAUUCUACAGCCAUAUAUAGAUGUGAAGAAUAAUGUAACAAGUGAACCAGUGUUCUACAUGGUAUACCAGCCAGUAUCUGAUAGAGGAUUUCUGGCAGUCCUUAUCAUCACCUUUUUCCUCCUCGUUGUUGGACUUGCUCUGCUGCUCCAUCUCUUUGUGUUCCACUGCUACCUCAUGUACAACCAUAUAAGUACAUAUGACUACAUAGUAAAACAAAGAGAGAAUGAUGACAGUAAAAAGAGAAGUGCAGACAAAGUCCAAAAUAAAACAAAACGGAUAAACAAAGUUGUUCCGAGUAAACAAAGACAAAGUAUAAGAAUGAUGAAUUCAUCACCCCAAACUAAGUUGAAUGAGACCAAAGAAAAGAGUGAUAUCAGUUUAUACCAUCAGAAGUCAGAAGAGGAAGGUCGACGGACAGAGGGUGAGACCCCGCCUCCGUCUUCUAGCCCUAUACACCAUAAGGAAACAAACAACAAUAAAGAAGGAAGGCUUCCAGAACUGAACAAACAUUCAAGUGAUGAUAUAACAGCUAUUAAAAGGAUGAAAAAGAAGAAAAAGAUCAAUUAUAAAAUGAAUUCCAAUUAUGAAAUAUCUGAAACAGAUAUGAUUUCUACUAUAGAUAACCCAUCCAUGUACAAAACUCGGGGCUUCACUACCAGUCUGAAUCUACCACUGACUUCUCCUGUGAAAAUCACCCCACCCCCUCCACAACUGACCUCUGUCAAUGGGGCAGGACCCCCAGCAGACUAUCACUCCGACUCAGCGGAGAGCUUGACAGAGGUGGACCCCAACAUUGCUGGCAGUGUUAACUCAUCGCUAAGAAACUCUUUCCAGGUUCAACCUGGAGACAGUAAUAGUGCCAUUCAAGAUUCAAGCGUAAGUCGUGGGAAGAACAGAAAAAGCAGUAAAAGGAGAAAGAAGAGGAAAAAGGAAGAGGAUGGAAAAGAGCAAACAGAAUUAAACUCAACUAUGCUUUUCCAGAUAAACUCCACAGCAAAACAGAACCCAGAUGGAACACUAGACUACACUGAUGGGUUCAAGAAACUGCCUUUGACCCCAAUUCCACUAAGGAAGACUAUGACUUCUGAGGAAUUUAAAAGACCCAGUGCUGUCCCUCCUCUGGACCUGGGACCACUUAGGGGCAGUAGUGAAAGUGUGUCUUUUCAGCCAAUGAGUUCUCUCAGGUCAUCCGAUACAUACCGUACAUCGCGUUUGCUUGGGAGUAUGCCAGAACAACGACCCAUUGUGGACACUGAAGUCUAG
Ylistrum balloti is the source of this 1812-nucleotide messenger RNA. RefSeq names its product palmitoyltransferase ZDHHC1-like. The transcript is spliced from 11 exons. Bases 1 to 1812 code for a protein of 603 amino acids. Gene Ontology annotation, biological process: protein targeting to membrane; peptidyl-L-cysteine S-palmitoylation. The record is from RefSeq and is a predicted model, not a curated record. Lineage: Eukaryota; Metazoa; Mollusca; Bivalvia; Pectinida; Pectinidae. Gene Ontology annotation, molecular function: protein-cysteine S-palmitoyltransferase activity. Gene Ontology annotation, cellular component: Golgi apparatus; endoplasmic reticulum.